AUGUUCUUGCAUGUUCACAACAUGCCUGACGCCCUCCUCCAUAAGCUUGGUCAAAACCAUAGACCCAGCAUUGUCCUUGAGGUGGACGUUGUAGUCCUCAAGUACAAGCUUGUUGACAUUAAUCUUGCUCACACCAUGCUCGAUACACUUUUGGCAGUGAGCCUAAAUUCAACCAAACGCACAAGUCAGCACAUCAUAUUCAAUCGCACGCUCAAAAUAGGACCAACAGACCUAGCAAAAUCAAGAUCAGGACCAUUGGGUCCAUAUUCGCCAUGA
Molecule: messenger RNA, 276 nt
Organism: Ramularia collo-cygni
Lineage: Eukaryota; Fungi; Ascomycota; Dothideomycetes; Mycosphaerellales; Mycosphaerellaceae
Exons: 2
Coding region: 1-276 (91 amino acids)
Source: RefSeq, a predicted model, not a curated record